CGCCGCCACCACGCCCACACCAGCACUGACUCAACGCGAGAAUAGCUGUUUUCUUUUCGACGGUUUUCCACAUAAUAAUUGAAUUAAAAAUCGUCGAAAAACCCCCAGCUGUGAUAGCAACAAGUAUCCCCAGCAAGCGAAGUGAACGAAGAAGCAAUAAUUCCCCACACACAGUCGCGGGCGCACAGGAACACACCUACACAGGCACACACAAAGUCGUAGUUGCGACAACUACAAAAAAAAAAAAAACGUUUGGAAAAGCCCCAAAACCAAGACUUUUCCCCUCAUAUUUAAGAGCAUUAAACCCCAGAAAAAUGCCAACCAAGGAGCGCAACAUAGCCAUGAUGGGCUACAGAUCAGUGGGCAAAUCAUCGCUGUGCAUACAGUUCGUGGAAGGCCAGUUCGUGGACUCCUACGAUCCCACCAUCGAGAAUACAUUCACAAAGGUCGAGCGCGUCAAAUCCCAGGACUACAUCGUGAAGCUCAUCGACACGGCCGGCCAGGACGAGUACAGCAUAUUCCCGGUGCAAUACAGCAUGGACUACCACGGCUACGUCCUGGUGUACUCGAUAACCAGCAAAAAAUCGUUUGAGGUGAUCCAGAUUAUCUACGAGAAGCUGCUGGAUGUGAUGGGCAAAAAAUAUGUACCUGUGGUGUUGGUGGGAAACAAGACCGAUCUGCACCAGGAACGAACCGUUUCCACGGAGGAGGGCAAGAAGCUGGCCGAGUCCUGGCGAGCAGCAUUUCUCGAAACGUCCGCCAAACAAAACGAGUCUGUGGGAGAUAUAUUCCAUCAGCUACUGAUCCUGAUCGAAAACGAGAACGGCAAUCCCCAGGAGAAGAGCAGUUGUCUUGUAUCGUAGGGCGCCCGGCUAGCUGGAACUACGGCCGAACUGUUGAGAAUACGGCGAAUCGCUAUGGCAAUACGAAAAUCGAUUAUCUCUUAUCUACACAGUUGGGCCAGCGUGCACUGGCGGGGGCGGGCCUUGCCCCUUGUGCGCAGCAGGAAAAUCUAAAAACCUAAUAGCUUUAAGUCCACACAGCAAGUAACCAACAUCAAGCGAUUUAGAUGCGUCCGCUAACGCUGCCCAGCAGCUUUUGUGGUUCGCGUUUAGCGCAACACAACAGGUUUAAGUUAGAACACUUUUUUCACAACAACAAUUAAGUUACAAAGUUCAUAUACAAAUUCUACCAACAUUUUGUUUUUUAGUUUCAAUUUAAAUAUAAUUUUUCCAAGUA
This is a messenger RNA of Drosophila elegans, 1239 nucleotides long. It is a transcript of the gene Rheb, whose product is annotated as GTP-binding protein Rheb homolog. The record is from RefSeq and is a predicted model, not a curated record. The transcript is spliced from 5 exons. Bases 315 to 863 code for a protein of 182 amino acids. Gene Ontology annotation, biological process: small GTPase-mediated signal transduction. Gene Ontology annotation, cellular component: plasma membrane. Gene Ontology annotation, molecular function: GDP binding; GTP binding; GTPase activity. NCBI's taxonomy places the organism in Eukaryota, Metazoa, Arthropoda, Insecta, Diptera, Drosophilidae.